Trypanosoma conorhini is the source of this 342-nucleotide messenger RNA. RefSeq lists its product as uncharacterized. Bases 1 to 342 code for a protein of 113 amino acids. The record is from RefSeq and is a predicted model, not a curated record. The transcript has a single exon. Lineage: Eukaryota; Euglenozoa; Kinetoplastea; Trypanosomatida; Trypanosomatidae.
AUGCGAUUCGCGAGGCCCUUAGCGCACUGCGCGCGAGAACCUCGUAUUCUCCACAGCCCCGGCCGCCGCUGCGAGAGCGCGUCAAUCUGCGCGUCCUCCACCUUUGCCACUGAGCGCAGAACAGAGCGCCCACGCUGGCAGAUUCCGCGGCAGGGGCGGGCCAAGGUGGAGAGCCACGCCGUGGUUGUUGAGAAGCAGCUUGUGCGAGGGGGCACGCUGGGGCGCACCCUCUGCGGCCUUCGCGGCCGGACGAGCCAAAUGCGGCCUGGAGGGAUCGGGUGGCCCGACCCCUACUUUAGCAAACGGCUGGCUCAGUCCCAGUGCGGCCCAGCCAAGUCCUGA